Molecule: messenger RNA, 4018 nt
Organism: Pogoniulus pusillus (Red-fronted tinkerbird)
Lineage: Eukaryota; Metazoa; Chordata; Aves; Piciformes; Lybiidae
Gene: FEM1A
Product: fem-1 homolog A
Exons: 2
Coding region: 207-2252 (681 amino acids)
Molecular function (GO): protein binding
Source: RefSeq, a predicted model, not a curated record
CCUAAGAUGGCGGCCGGGCGGAGAGACUGAAGGUUGCUGCGCUGAGGUGAGGGGCGUCUGGCCGAGCGCCCCCGGCCCCGCAGGGCUCUGCUCUCACGGCGGGCCGCUCUCGCCCAUCCCCUGCCCCGAGCCGAGCUGGGGGCGCGGAGGAGCGGCCGGUCCAUGGCCAGGAGGCGGCCGGUGCGGUCGCCGCGGCCCCCAUCGCCAUGGACCUGCGCACGGCUGUGUACAACGCGGCCCGCGAUGGGAAGCUGAAGCUGCUGCAGAAGCUGCUGGGCAGCCGCAGCCGGGAGGAGCUGGAGGCGCUCACGGCAGGGCCCGGCGGAGGGGACGGCCCCGGGGGAGGGAGCACUCCGCUGCUGAUCGCCGCCCGGCACGGGCACCUGGAGGUGGUAGAGUACCUGCUGGAUCACUGCGGGGCACGCGUGGAGGAGGGCGGCUCGGUUAACUUCGACGGGGAGACCAUCGAGGGGGCCCCGCCGCUCUGGGCGGCAUCCGCGGCCGGGCACCUGGGGGUGGUGCGGAGCCUGCUCGAUCACGGCGCGUCGGUGAACCAGACCACUCUGACCAACUCCACGCCGCUGCGGGCUGCCUGCUUCGACGGGCACCUGGAGAUCGUGCGGUACUUAGUCGGCGAGCGCGGCGCUGACCUAGAAGUAGCCAACCGACACGGACACACUUGCUUGAUGAUUUCUUGCUACAAAGGGCACCGGGAGAUUGCCCGCUACUUGCUAGAGAAAGGGGCUGAUGUCAACCGCCGGAGCGUGAAGGGGAAUACAGCCCUGCAUGACUGCGCCGAGUCUGGCAGCCUGGAGAUCCUGCAGCUCCUGCUCCGCUCCAAGGCCCGCAUGGAGAAAGAUGGCUAUGGCAUGACUCCUCUGCUAGCUGCCAGUGUCACCGGGCACACCAACAUUGUAGAGUACCUCAUCCAGGGAGGGCUGCAGCAGGAGGAGGAGGAGGUUGCAGGGAACCAAAACGGGACCUGUGCGUCAGGUGGGAGCCUGCAGAAGUGCUGCGGCGCCGGCAAGGAAGCUCCGCAGGGCUGCGAGGAGGGGUGUGAGAGAUGUUGUGCCUCAGCUUCCAGUCAGGAUGAGCAGCAGGUCCCUAACGUGUUCUGCACUCGAGAGGCUGCUGUGGAAGCCCUGGAAUUGCUGGGUGCUACCUUUGUGGAUAAGAAACGUGACCUUUUGGGAGCCCACAAGUACUGGCGAAGGGCGAUGGAGCUUCGGUGCGAGGGUGGGCAGUACCUGCCUAAACCUGAGCCCCGGCAGCUGGUGUUAGCCUACGACUAUUCCCGGGAAGUGAGCUCGCUGGAGGAGCUGGAAGCUUUGAUCACGGAUCCAGACGAGAUGCGCAUGCAGGCGCUGCUGAUCCGAGAGCGCAUCCUGGGGCCCUCCCACCCAGACACUUCCUACUACAUCCGGUACCGAGGAGCUGUCUACGCUGACUCCGGCAACUUCGAGCGCUGCAUUAACCUCUGGAAGUAUGCUCUGGACAUGCAGCAAGGCAACCUGGAGCCUCUCAGCCCCAUGACUGCCAGCAGUUUCCUUUCUUUUGCUGAGCUGUUCUCUUACGUGCUUCAGGACCGCUCCAAAGGCACUUUAGCUACUCACUUGGGCUUCUCUGACCUCAUGGGAGUCCUCAGCAAAGGGGUCCGGGAGGUGGAGAGGGCUCUCAUGCACGGUAAGGACCCUGUAGUUGACUCAGCACAGUUCACCAAGACCUUGGCCAUUAUCCUCCACCUGGUCUUCUUGCUGGAGAAGGUGGAGUGCAGCCCGGAGCAGGAGCACCAGAAGCGCCAGACCAUCUACCGCCUGCUGAAGUGCAGCCCCCGGGCCAAGAACGGCUUCACUCCUUUGCAUAUGGCUGUGGACAAGGACACCACAACAGUUGGACGUUACCCCGUGGGCAAGUUCCCCUCCCUCCACGUGGUGAACUUGCUCCUGGAGUGUGGGGCCGACCCGGACAGCCGUGACUAUGACAACAACACCCCGCUGCACGUGGCCGCCCGCAACAACUGCCCGCUGAUCAUGAGCGCCCUGAUGGAGGCUGGAGCUCACAUGGAUGCCACCAACGCCUUCAAGCAGACUGCUUACGAGCUGCUGGAUGAGAAGCUGCUCACCAAGAGCAUGAUGCAGCCCUUCAAUUACAUCACCCUCCAGUGCCUUGCUGCCCGCGCCCUGGACAAGCACAAGAUUCCCUACAAAGGUUUCAUCCCCGAGGAGCUGGAAGCCUUCAUUGAACUGCACUAGGGCGGGAGAGCUGAAGUCCCCAACCUUCCCUCUCACCUCUUUCACCCCACAGAGGUACCAGGAAUCUCCAGGGCACUGUAUCCAGAGAAGGCCACAGCCCCCUGCCCUUUCCCAUGCCAGCCAUCUUGUCCUGAGGAGGAAGGAAAAUGGAGACUCCCUGGGACCUGCUGCCUCUGCUGUUAGUGCUGGAUUAACUCAGCGUUCCGCUUCGGAGCAGCUACACAUCACACACCUGCUCUAGCCCUUCCAUCCCUAGCACUGAGCAGAUAGGAAUGCAAGUGAGGAGUAAAAUCCUUUUCCAACUCAUUCUUUUCCCCCUCCCUUCUCAGACUUAGUGCAGUCUAACAGCCAAGAGGCUUGUGCUCUGCUGAGGUAGUUGCCUUGCAUGGCAGUAGGGCUGGGUGUGCUGAGGAUGGGUUUUUUGUCUUCUCCCUUGGUUGGCCAAGUAGCCAGUGGUGGUAACAAGCUGAGAUGUCAAUGAUGGUGCAUAAAGCUGGGUUAUUUUUUCUCUUUUAGAGCCAGGCCCUAUCUAUGCUGCAAGACUUCUUCAAUCCUGUAAGAUGUAGUAAGGUCAGUUCUGGUUAUGCAAGUUUCAUUGAGAGAUGCUUUUUAUGAAUGGGGAGGAAAAUCUGCUACCUGAAGAACAAAAUCCUGCUCUGGCCCUUGGGCCCUUAGCUUGCCCCUUCCUCACAUCAAGGUCCUUUAGCUCCAGCAGGUCAUCAGGGCUGGAGCUGUGCAGGGUGGAUGUGGCUGGGUUUCAAAGCCAAGGCAGUGCACUGUGAACCUCUUGGAGGAUGUACUCUUGCAAGCCCUCUAGGAUGAGAGGUCCUCCUAGUGUGGGUGGUGCUUGGGGGGAUGAUUAAAGCAGGUGAGCCUGGUGGCAGGUUUGCAUGAGGGUGGUCUGAAGGAAGGAGCAAGAAAGAAGCGAAAGUUGAAGGUGCCUUCUUCUGAGGUUUGUCAGUGUCAGCUGCUUGGGCUCAGAUCAUGAUCCCAUUCUGAAGAGCUACACAGAGUGGGUUGUGUUAGCAUCUGGUUUUGGCUUUUAAUUCUCUUUCCAACUUCCUUGAGGAUGGUGCUACUUGAAAGAUCAGAUUUGAAAUCUCCUUUGGAUUCCAUUUGGGGCAAGCUCCUUUCUUAAUGAGGAUCUGCACACAACUUGUUCAGUCCUUAGUCUCAGGGUAGGUAUUUCCCUCCUGGGUGGCAGGUGGGCAGUGUUGGUAAACACGACGCUGUUCCAGCAGUUUAUCUUCUUGCAGGGGGAGUGACUUUGGCAGCCUGUGGCUCAUUUCUUGGCCCUGAACAGAAUGCAAAGCACAGUUUGGAGGUGGGGAGGGUGGGGAGGAGAGUGUGAAGCAGCUGCCUGUGAGCUUUGGGAAAGGUCAAGACUGGGGAGAGCAGAACCCUGACAACCAACCAUGCACUAUUUUGCUACUGAAGCUUCUCUACUUGUAUUUAUAGCCAGCACCUCCAUAUGCCUCAAUAACCCAAUGCUCUCUGCCCCCUCAAGGUAUUGUAGAUCCUGCCAUGACAUUUUUGCAGUGUUAACUAUAUCUAAAGCAAGGAGAUUUAACUUUCUCUUGAGCUUGUAAAGUGCAGUUAGUUUAGCUACAUUCUUUUGGGUUGUUUUUUUUUUCCAGUUUUAUUUUCUUUUCCCUUUGUUUUGGCUGAAACCUGAACUAAACUGCAGGAAUGGAAUUUGUUAAUUUGUGAGCUGAGAAGCAUUCUUAACUUUAAAUAAUAAAAGAGAGACACACACACACACAAAA